Aptenodytes forsteri (emperor penguin) is the source of this 2679-nucleotide messenger RNA. It is a transcript of the gene CUNH1orf174, whose product is annotated as chromosome unknown C1orf174 homolog. The transcript is spliced from 3 exons. Bases 1 to 690 code for a protein of 229 amino acids. The record is from RefSeq and is a predicted model, not a curated record. NCBI's taxonomy places the organism in Eukaryota, Metazoa, Chordata, Aves, Sphenisciformes, Spheniscidae.
AUGGCGAGCGCGGGCUCCCCCGCCCUCUCCAAGAUGGCGGCUGGCGGCCCGGCGGCGCGGCGGGCGGGGACGGCGCAGUGUUCUUCACGCAAUGCAGCUGACAGACGACCCUCAAAGAGGCUAAAAUGUGAAAAAAACAGUCUAGUAAAAUCAGAACUAGAAAGACUUGCAUGUGGAAGUGAAAACCUUGCUGCAUUGGGGGAAACGCCUAAAACAUCUGAUGGGGAUCGACGUUCAGAAGAUCCUGGAGACCAUAAUAUAAUUCAACAGAAAAAAGGUGAAAGCAUUCCAGAGACUGAUGAAGACAAACAGGAAAAGGAGCAUAAUGUUUCUCUUGAGCCACGUGCAGUGAAAUCAAGCGGCGCUCCCUCAAAAACGGACAGUGCUGAAAAUCUGCACAAUCAUGCCUGCAGUGAAGAAGAGAGCAGCUGUGAGAGUGUACUUUCAGAUGGGUCUAGCUUGGAGGAUGGAGAUCUCCUGAAGAAGCCAAUACAACUAGACAGUGUUGCUUUCUUGGACGAAGACAGCAACCAGCCAAUGCCAGUGGACCGGUUCUUUGGAGAUGUUGAGUUUAUACAGGAUCUCCCAGCAGUUGCACUCCCAAGCACAACGAUGAGCAGGCGAGAAUUCAGGAAGCUACAUUUCAUUGCAAAGGAAGAUGAGGAGGAGGAGGAAGAGGAUGUUGUCUAACAACAAACUGUAAACAAAUGAAACCUUUUUUCUUUUUCUUUGCAACCACGUAAUGAUGGUUGGCUAUGUCUCUAACAUAAGGUGUCUGCGUUUGCCUUUUCUCAGAGAGAGAAGAACUGAUAGAGUUUGUUUUUUCUGGAAUUGGCAGAUACAGUAUUCUCUCUCAGUUAUCUGGGGCAAAGAUUGAAUUUUCAGUGAUUUGGAAAUAAAUUGUAGUUUCUCAUUUUACCACUAAUAUUUAGGAAAAAACCAGGGAAAAUAGAAGUUCUUACUGCUUUUUUUAUAAAUUUGAGCUCAUAUCUAGGGUGAACAUUUGGUCUCGCUCCUUUUUUAAAAAUAGCCAAGAAAACCGUGUUAGAACAAGGUCCUUUUUCUUUUAAUUCUGCGAUGUCUGCCAUUGUGGCAUCCAGUUAGUAAUGCAGCCAGUUGACUACCCAGUUGUGUAAGUUGUGUUGCAUUGUUUACAUCUAAACCAGAACCAAUUAAACCUCUAAAAUGCAGUUCUGCUGGCAAAACUAAAUGCAUGGAUGUCAAUGUGAGUUCAGGGGUGUUAAUCUCUGGAAGUACGUUUUUAUCACGUCAGUUCUCUGAACAGCCGCCAUGUGAAGCUGACUGCUUCCUUCUCCCACCAGACCAGCCGUAAGCAUUGCCUUUUUUGUGUAAUGCAGCUUGUGCAGUAUUUUCAAUUAACUUCCAAGGGUUACGAAUAGGAAUUUUGUAAACAAAUAUAUUGGUGGUGAUAAAGGAGGAGUAAGAUCUCUCAGUGUCAGACUCGGUAGAUGAACAAGUAUUGAUUGCUAAGGAUAUGGGUCAGUCCACCAAACUUGUUAUUUUGGUCUGCAUCUUUAGAAAAUAAUGAGCAACCUCAGAUGAUUUCAGGAACUGUUAACUCACCCGAAGUUUAUGAUAAUACUUCUUUGAAAGUGUGAUUAUGCAUUAAGCUUUCAGAUCUUUAUUGUUAUAGUUUCUUCUACAUUUCUAAAAAUAUAGAGAAAACGUUAUCAGCAGAUGGUUUAAAUAAAUAUUAAUUUCUACAGCCAUAGUCUGUUAAACAUUCAAAAGCCAAACAAAUUGUAUAUGCAUGACAUGUUAAUUUAUUCACAUUUCCACUCCAGCUGAUGCAUUGUUUCUGUCAACAAUAUUUCUUGGCUCCUUUUCACUCUAAUUCUGUAACACAGAAAAAUCUAAUUUUUUAAUAGCAUAUUCAUGGUUUUCAGCACAACUCCAUCUUGAAGUUGCUCUCCCAGCUUUCCUUAAAUGCCAUAUUUGCUACCGUCUCUUUCUAGCAAAUAUGUCUUCACACACAGAUGUUCAUUUUAGUUUCAGCACUGUGUAAAAUGGUGAGUUUCAGCUUGUAGGAAGCGUGCCGUACAGAUGACAUGGUGUUUGUCAUCACAAUCUUAGCUGUGAUGCCUUCCCCAAUGUCAAAACAGCAUAGUCUGCAUUUCCAUCUUAGUUGCCGAUGACGUACAUUCAGUAAGGCAAUCUGGAAGCAUCGAUUCAAUGCAUUGGUAUUAGAAAUCCUGCCUUUAAAAUGCACCUACUUACUUCUCAUAUUGAAAUGUUUGGAAGGGGGACUGAGUUGGUUGUUUAAAGUAAAUCAAUACUCUCUCUAGCAAAGCUCCCGCAUUUCCAAGACCUAGUAAGUUAUGGCUCCCACAGCAACACUAUCUUAGUACAAUUCUGCGUGGACCAGCUCGAUUUGCCCGGGUAAGAAAGAGGACCAACGAUAUAGGGGAAAACAGAGCUCUUCCCUGGAGAUGAAUGAUGUUACUUACAUAGCAGUAAGUAGCUAGCACUCCAUUCAUAAACACAUUUCCCUGCGCUCAGUCUUUCUAGUCUGUAUUGGCCACGCCAUAUUACACCUGAUUAACCACUCGUGUGCCUCCACAUACAGAGACAGAUAGUGGUAAUUUUUUUAUUUAAAAAAAAUUCACGUCGUUUACACUCAAAAGUCCCUAAAAGUUCAGUUGCUGUCUGCUGAUACUA